AUGGAGUUCCAAGAUGCUUUGCGUGAUAUCAUGUACGGUUCAAUAGCAGGAGCAGCUGGCAAAGUUAUAGAGUACCCUCUGGAUACCAUCAAAGUUCGUCUGCAAACGCAGCCGGCACACGUAUUCCCCACAAGUUGGUCGUGCAUCAAAUACACAUACGCCAAAGAAGGUCUGUGGAAAGGUUUCUACCAGGGUCUGGGAUCACCUGUAGCUGGAGCAGCUCUGGAAAAUGCCGUUUUAUUCGUAGCGUUCAACAGGGCCCAGGGCUUUCUCAAAAGGCAGUACGGAGAGUCUCUCACGCCGCUCUCUCAAACCGUUUUUGCUGGUGCGUUUGCUGGUGCGUGUGCCAGCUACGUUUUGACACCCGUAGAGCUAGUGAAAUGCACUUUGCAGGUGUCGAAUCUUUCGACCUCCAAAACUCGACACUCCAAAAUAGGCCCCACCAUCAAGCAUAUCGUUCAAACCCGUGGAAUCUCUGGACUGUGGCAGGGCCAGUCAAGCACUUUUAUUCGUGAGACUGCCGGUGGUGCUGUGUGGUUCGCCUCAUACGAGAGUGUGAAACGGUACUUGGCCCAGAGGAGAGGCCCAGAAAAUACUCAAAACCAUACCUGGGAGCUGCUCACUGCAGGAGCUUCCGCUGGUGUUGCAUUCAACGCCAGUAUUUUCCCUGCUGACACGAUCAAAUCUACCGCACAAACAGAGCACUUGGGAAUCAUCGACGCCACGAAGCGUAUCCUGGUCAGAAGUGGACCUGCUGGUCUGUACCGUGGGCUUGGAAUCACACUUUUGAGAGCUGCUCCCGCGAACGCAAUCGUUUUCUACACUUACGAGACUUUGUCUAAUUUAUAG
Lachancea meyersii CBS 8951 is the source of this 849-nucleotide messenger RNA. NCBI's taxonomy places the organism in Eukaryota, Fungi, Ascomycota, Saccharomycetes, Saccharomycetales, Saccharomycetaceae. The record is from the annotation of a GenBank genome assembly.